This is a messenger RNA of Onychomys torridus (southern grasshopper mouse), 632 nucleotides long. RefSeq names its product lipopolysaccharide induced TNF factor (gene Litaf). Bases 83 to 568 code for a protein of 161 amino acids. The record is from RefSeq and is a predicted model, not a curated record. Gene Ontology annotation, biological process: regulation of cytokine production. Gene Ontology annotation, molecular function: zinc ion binding. Lineage: Eukaryota; Metazoa; Chordata; Mammalia; Rodentia; Cricetidae. The transcript has 4 exons.
CUGCCUCCCUGGAUCCCUCCCGGCCCGCGCGCGCCGCUAGUGCAGACCUCCGGGCUCGACAGGCGGCGCGGGUGGCGGUAAAAUGUCGGCUCCAGGACCUUACCAGGUGGCUGCAGGCCCUUCUGCAAUGCCCACUGCACCCCCAACCUACGAAGAGACAGUGGGUGUCAACAGCUACUACCCAAUGCCCCCAGCACCUGUGCCGGGGCCAGCCACAGGGCUCAUCACAGGCCCAGAUGGGAAGGGCAUGAAUCCACCUUCGUACUACACCCAGCCUGUGCCUGUUCCCAAUGCCAACGCAAUCGCCGUACAGACGGUGUAUGUGCAGCAGCCAGUCUCCUUUCAUGACCGCCCUGUCCAGAUGUGCUGUCCGUCCUGCAGUAAGGUGAUCGUGACCCAGCUGUCCUACAACGCCGGCGCCCUCACCUGGCUGUCCUGUGGCAGUCUGUGUCUGCUAGGGUGUAUCGCUGGCUGCUGCUUCAUCCCAUUCUGUGUGGAUGCCCUGCAAGACGUGGACCAUUACUGCCCCAACUGCAAAGCGCUCCUGGGCACCUACAAGCGCUUGUAGGACUUGGCCAGCCAGCCAUAGGGGAGAUGGUAGAUGCAUGCUACCGGAAGUCACCUGACCCUUG